AUGGCAGAAAUACACGACCAGUUUGAUACCAUUCUGAUUCUCGAUUUUGGGUCGCAGUACAGUCACUUGAUCACCCGGCGGUGCAGAGAGCUGAAUGUAUACGCUGAGCUUAUGCCGUGCACGCAGAAGGUGAAAGAUUUGAAGUGGAAACCGAAGGGGAUCAUUCUUUCCGGGUCUCCGUACUCUGUGUACGAUAAUGAUGCGCCGCACGUCGAUCCAGAGGUGUUCGAGAUGGAUGUUCCUGUCCUUGGAAUAUGCUACGGCCUGCAGGAAAUGGCAUGGAACUUGAAGGGAAAAGUCGCUAAAUGCGAUCACAGAGAGUACGGCUUUGCAAAAGUACAAGUCCAAAAGGUCGGGAAUGGAAACAGCUCUGUAGAUGCCCUGUUCGAGGGCCUGGGAGACGAGAUGGAGGUCUGGAUGUCCCAUGGAGACCAACUCUCCGAAAUGCCCACUGAUUUCCACAUCAUUGGCCGUACUCAAACCGCCCCGUACGCCGCGAUCGCGCAUAAUUCGAAGCCUUUCUAUGGCAUCCAGUUCCACCCCGAAGUAUCCCAUUCCCCACGAGGAAAAGAGGUCAUCGGGAGAUUCGUUCUCAAUAUCUGUGGAUGCAAAUCCAACUGGACUAUGGAAGAGUUCAUCGGCAAGGAGAUCGCGCGGAUACGAGAAAUUUGCGGACCCAAGGGGCGCGUCAUUGGCGCCGUGAGCGGCGGCGUCGACAGCUCCGUCGCCGCCAAGCUCAUGCACGAAGCCAUCGGCGACAGGUUCCACGCCAUCAUGGUCGACAACGGCGUCCUGCGCCUUAACGAAGCCGCCCAAGUCCACGAGAUGCUCACCGAAAAGCUCGGCGUGAACCUUACCGUCGUCGACGCCUCAGAGCUCUUCCUCUCGCGGCUCAAAGACGUCGAGGACCCCGAGCAGAAGCGCAAGAUCAUCGGCAACACCUUCAUCAACGUCUUCGAGGAGCAGGCCGCGAAGAUCGAGGCCGCGGCCGAGAAGGAGGAGGAGCUCGCGCCGUCGGGCGAGCGCAAGGGCAAGAUCGAGUGGCUCCUGCAGGGCACGCUCUACCCCGACGUGAUCGAGAGUAUCAGCUUCAAGGGGCCCAGCGCGACCAUCAAGACGCACCACAACGUCGGCGGCCUGCUCAAGGACAUGAAGCUCAAACUGAUCGAGCCCCUGCGCGAGCUCUUCAAAGAUGAAGUCCGCGUCCUAGGCCGCCUCCUCGGGAUCCCCGCCCCGCUCGUCCAGCGGCACCCCUUCCCAGGCCCCGGCCUAGCCAUCCGGAUCCUCGGUCCCGUGACGCGCGACCAGGUCAAAAUUCUGCAGCAGGCUGACAACAUCUACAUCGAAGAGAUCCGCAAUGCGGGCCUGUAUAACCAGAUCAGCCAGGCAUUCGCGGUGCUAUUGCCUAUCAAGGCUGUCGGUGUCAUGGGUGACAAACGGACGUACGAACAGGUCAUCGCCCUCCGGGCUGUACAGUCAGAGGAUUUCAUGACUGCAGACUGGUUCGUGUUCCCUCCCGAAGUCUUACGGCGCAUAUCCUCUCGCAUCACGAACGAAGUUGCUGGUAUCAAUCGAGUAACUUACGAUAUAUCCUCAAAACCACCUGCGACCGUCGAGUGGCUGUAG
Molecule: messenger RNA, 1626 nt
Organism: Gloeophyllum trabeum ATCC 11539
Lineage: Eukaryota; Fungi; Basidiomycota; Agaricomycetes; Gloeophyllales; Gloeophyllaceae
Exons: 10
Coding region: 1-1626 (541 amino acids)
Biological process (GO): GMP biosynthetic process
Cellular component (GO): cytosol
Molecular function (GO): GMP synthase activity; GMP synthase (glutamine-hydrolyzing) activity; ATP binding
Source: RefSeq, a predicted model, not a curated record